AAUGUGCUCAGCAGGGCAGAAAUAGUCUAUCAGGUAGCAGAACAUAAAACAUGUAAAACAUCUAGUUAGAUAAUGCAUGGCCCAGGACGCGGGGAGCAGCCCGGCGCCACAAAGCAUCUCCAUGUGAGGGAUAUUGGCCUGUUUGUCUGCUUUGAUUGUGCUGAGGCAGAGCUGCUGGGACCCAGCGCAGCGUUAGUCAUUUACUCAAUCUGAUUUUUGAUUUCACUCAAGACCCUCGCUGGCUUCGUCUCCGCAUGAGUUAUUCACCGGACCGGAUUUAUAGCCGCUUCCCGCAGUCACGCUUGGUGCCAGAGCCAAUGUGCCAGAGUCCUUCUUCAUCAUUACUUUGAUAAUAAAUAAAGGCUGUAUUUAUUGAUCAUGUAUACUUUUCUUAACCUUGCCGGCCUCCACCUCGUACAGUAUCUUUUGUCCUUGUGCUCUGCUGUUCGCAGGUCUGUUUUCCAUCAACGUGGAACUUCUGCCCCCCAGUGGUGAAAACCGCUCACUGCCUCCACUCAGAUGCUCCUCAGACCAGACUAACACUUUGAAUUUGUCUUCUCCACCUAUGGAGGUUUCUUGCGUAUAACUGACUUUAAUGUUUGACCUUGACUUUGUGAAUUUCUGUGCACUACUGCACCGUGUGUGCUGACAAAUGAGCCGACUGUAGCACGCGUCAUGAAAAUACAGCUGAGCUGGAGCUUUCUCUACGAAACUACCAAACUCCUGCUGCUCCACAGGUCAAGCACUGGUCUUAAUGCUGCCACUUAGAUUGAACCAGUGAAUCACUUUUUCAUAAUCUGUGAGAACGUAUAAAAGCUGUGUUCAACAGAGAGACUAAACAUUUUCUAAAUCCCCGCUCUUGUCGUCACAGAUGCUUCCUCCUGCACCACAUCUGCCUCCUCGUUACAAAAACAACACAUUCUUCCUCCCUCACGCUUUCGCGCGUGCUGUCAUCGUUACCCUGUGAUGUCAUGCUUUUUAUCAGAGCUGCGCUCGUUAUCUAGCAUCUGCUCUGAAUUCAGUGGUUUUCAGGACAGCGCAUGAGCUGCAUCAGUUGAAUGGACAAGUCCUAAACCCCCAGUGGACAAAAUUGUCGUUAACGUGCAAUUUGCAUUUGUCAUUUCAGUGAAGGGUUUCCUGGUCGGGUUCCGGCACAGGAAAACAACUUCCUCUGCUCCGGUAGCAGCCUCUCUGGACGUGCCCAGCGCCUGCAUGUCUGCUCCAGUGCACCAUGGAGAGAACCGUGGUGGUGUCGGCCCGCAGGAGUCCCCCAGAGUACAGCGUCUCCACCUCCACCUUGGCCUUCGACCAGCACUUCACCACGACUGCCAAAGGAAUACUGCUCCUGGCUGAGAUAGUGUGUGGUAUGUUAGUCUGGAUUCUGAUCGGGGGAACAGACUACUUUCACCUGUCUGCUCUCUGCUGGGUCAUGUUUGUUGCCGUCUUCUGCUGGGUUCUGACCAUAUGUCUGUUUGUAAUUUACCUCACUGGAGCCCAGCACAGGAUCCCACAAGUUCCCUGGACCAAACUGUCACUGUGUGUGAACUGCAGUGCCACAGUUCUCUACCUGCUAACAGCAAUAACAGACGCGCUCUCCGUCAACCAGGCCACCAGGGGGCGACAUAACUACAACUGCUGGGCAGCGUCUGCAUUCUUUGCAUUUCUGACCACUUUGUGCUAUGCAGGAAGCAGCUACUUCAGCUACCUUGCCUGGAAAACCCCAGAAGAGGAACAGUAGGCUCGUUCUAUCUGGCUUCAUGGCACCAUUGGUCAAACCUGCUGUCUCACACAUGGAUAUUUAGGACUUCAGACAAGACAAGGCUUCGGUCAAAUGAAAAUAUUUUUAAAGGAUUCAUUUUAUGAUUUUAUUGUGAUAUGACUGUUAUCUCCAUUCCACGAUGACCCAAUUAUAAUACGGUUCUGGAUAUAUAUAUAUUGUAUAUAUCUGUUUAACCCUCAGAUGGAAUGGGAAAUACUGUAUGUUUAAGGACAAACUGACAUGGAAAUGUAAACAACUCUAACAUCAUCCUCAUCUGCAUCGAUUUCUUCCAUCAUUGAGUGCAGUCAAAUUAAUGCUUUUAUGGUGGCACAAUGAUCAUUAACACACAUCUAUCCUUGGGCUUUGCAAAUUGAACAUUAUACAACUUUGAACCACGCUACUCCCAUACAUGUGUGCAUGUUUAUUUGCUCCGACUUCAAUUGCACAAGUAGAAAAAAUAAGUUACAGUAGGAUCCAACCACAGGCCAUGACUCUGAAAGUGGUCUCAAGAUGACUGGAUGCCUGCAGGGUGCAGGUGUGCGUGCAUCAAGUACCCUCAACAGCUUAGUCAGUGACAAACAGAUGAGAAGCAGGCUCCGCACCUAGCCAGUCUGUGCAUGACGUUUAAUGGUGACAGAGACACACGAACGCAGUGUCAUGCAGUUCAAAAAACCAAAGCCUGCUGCAAAGGACAUAUUGAUUAUUGAUUUCAGUAAAUACAUAAUGUGGAUCAUAGUUAUGAUGAAAUGUGACUGUUAAAUUAUGUCCCACCUCAUCUCCCCAGCAGAUGUCCUGCUUGAGAUUCUGAACAUCACCUGAGCUCUAGAAAGUCAGGCGCAACAGUUUUCACUUCACUGGAAUUGCAUUAUUAUUUUAUUAAAAGUCCUAAUGUAGAGAAUUCUUAAGAUGUAAUCUUAAAUCCGUCCUAAUUUGGCACCUAUUUGUUUUGUUUGCUAUGGAUUUAAUUUACACGUCCACUAACCCUCCCUGACCCUGGCAGCAGCUCUGGUAACUGGCACAAUUACAGGUCACCAGAACCGCUCCACUAAUCACAUUACCGAACCUGUUUAGAAAGUCUAAAUGUGAGCCUCAGUUACAAAAGAGAGAAGUCCUCUUUCUCAUAAUCGUUGCCUAAUUCUGAGCAGCGUUUCAUAAGACAUUACUGCCAUUAAAACCACUCAACACAACAUUCAGCAGAAUGCUCGUGUAAUGAGAGACAAGGCGACUUCCUCAGCUGUUCUGGGCCAGUUACUAUGUCUCCAGCGCACAAACUGCGUCAGCUAAUCUCUUCGUUGUCCGUCGUAUUGGCCGUUUGGCCCCGUGCCACAGCGCCGGUGACAAAGUUGUUCAUUUGUCCUCAAAAUUAAAGAUAAACCGGGCAAGUUCAAGUGCGAACCGAAGGUCGUCUGGCUCAGUGACAGAAACAAAGUGAUGACAGGGCUUUAAGAGGGAAAAGAGCUUUCUACGUGCUUUAAUAGGCGUCGUGCGCUUGCUCUGCUGUUUGUUUAACUGAUCACUGUCAGACUCGUUAAAGUAGUAAUUAUCAUUUAUGAAAACUGGUUGCUGUAGGAUGGUGUGAUCUAGUUUCUUCUAACCACAGUCACUCCAGUUCACUCCACAAAACACCACACAGCUACAGCUGAACAGGCAAAGGGCCGUGACACUGGACUUGACUGGUGCUUUGAAAAGUCCAUACUGGUCUAAAGUGCAGCGCUGACUGUGGCUAGGAGUCAGGAUGGCUUUGGCCUCUUAUCAAAGGCCUUUAAUCAGAUGCUUCUGCAAAUAUACAAAGCUACUGAAAAUGAGCUACGUGCCACCGAAGUGUGUCAAGUGUGUCAUGGACAAAGUCACACAAUCAAGUUUCCACAGUCAGCAGUCCUGCAUGAAAUGACUCUUUCUGGUGGAUCCACAGAAAAGAUCAAGGUAUAGUAGGAUUCAAAGACAUGAUUCAUUGGAUCGGGUCACAUAGUUGUAAUAUUGUAAACUUUAACAAAUAAUAUUUGUUUUUUCUUACAAUGGAAGGAUCUUUUUAAACGUUGACCUUGUUGGAAAUAACACCCACCUUGUGAUUCAACCACUGUCUCCUGCAAAGAAUUUGGGCUUCACAGUAAAUAGGUCAAUGGAAAGCUACUCUCACUGUAACUUCACACAUUAACCCUGAUGCACAGAGCUCAGUCAAAGCUCCAUUGUCAUCAGAUUUAAAUCUGUUGCAUUACGUCAUUUGUAGUUAAAGGUAUCUGGGAAGCCAAUGUGAGCGAAGCAGUUUCCCUCAGGAAGGUUACAGCUGGAGGAGAGAGGAGGAGGGAGAGCAAUGCGUAGCAGUGAUGCCAUAUAUAGUUACUGUAUGUGGGUUUACACUCUCCAUUAAACGUAGUGUUUCGCUAACGGUUUGAUGGCAGCUGUAAUUUCCACACGUACCCACUCUCGCUGUAUGACACAGGUGUUUCAUCCAGUCCAAACCAGUUCUCUGAGCUCCAAGAUUUACUUUCGCAGCCUGCUGCAAAAUGCAGAACAAACGCUUAACUGCGUUAACCUGCUUUUUUAAAUUGCUUCCUAACGAGGAUUGAAAGUCCAACUUCAGCUAAUUGGACAUUGAUGUGUGACCCACGAGCGCUGAAUUAAUGCUGAAUGACACCAGGGAAGCACGUGGAAACGCAAGCAGCAGGUUUUAGAACCUGCUUCAGCCGAAUGAACAGAUAUUUAAUAAACCAAAUCUACAGCACACUGAAACCUUUGAACCUUUGUUUAAUUUAUACCUGCUUUAUUUCAACUGUCACUUUUCAUGCUUUCACAACUGGGAUCACAACUUGCCUGAAAGCAAGGUCCUGUGUAGAAAACACGUUUGUCAUUUUGACUUGAAUGCUGAAUGUUUCUUAAAUAAAUAAAUAAAUAAAUAAAUAAAUAAAUAAAUAAAUAA
Messenger RNA from Betta splendens (Siamese fighting fish), 4676 nucleotides. RefSeq names its product CKLF-like MARVEL transmembrane domain containing 8b (gene cmtm8b). The transcript is spliced from 4 exons. Lineage: Eukaryota; Metazoa; Chordata; Actinopteri; Anabantiformes; Osphronemidae. Gene Ontology annotation, biological process: myelination. The coding region runs from base 1232 to 1738 and encodes 168 amino acids. The record is from RefSeq and is a predicted model, not a curated record. Gene Ontology annotation, molecular function: structural constituent of myelin sheath. Gene Ontology annotation, cellular component: membrane.